This is a messenger RNA of Cuscuta epithymum, 11122 nucleotides long. The record is from the annotation of a GenBank genome assembly. Lineage: Eukaryota; Viridiplantae; Streptophyta; Magnoliopsida; Solanales; Convolvulaceae.
UGGGUAUAUUACCCCGGCCUACUACUGUUCAGAUGCCCAAGACACCACCCUGGUACGGGGCCCAUUUGGCGAGGCCCAUUUAGGCUUACCCGGCUUAUUUCGGCCAGUUGGACCGAAAGAAUAGAAGUUAGGCCCAUUUAAGGCCCAACCGGCCUUUCCGGCCCAGAAGAAGAGGGAACCCUCCCCCUUGGCUAUAAAUAGGAAGCUUGGCUUCCAAAUUAAAGAUCUGAUCUCUGCUUCUCUUCUCCCUCCCUGCUUAUUUCUUCAUCUUUAUAGCUGAGUUAUUCAAGCUUCAUUAAUGGAGUUAUACUGUUUUACUAUGUAAAUGAGUGAUGGGAGGAUAUUAAUGAGAAAGAGCGGGCUUGGACGUUAGCCUAAAAAGUCCCGUGGUUUUCUCCCUUUCCGGGUUUCCACGUAAAAAUAGCUAGUUUAUACAGUUUUAUAUAUUUAUUCACUUUUAUACCGUAUUAAUCGUCCUUAAUAUCCGAAGUUUAUGUUGGGCUUCCGGAUCUACGGGACAAAACCUCAACAUUGGCGCCGUCUGUGGGAAAAGAUCAAAAAGAUUUAUGUGUUCUUGAUUUUCUACAAAGAUAACAAGCAAGGGGAAGGAUUUUCGAAAAACGAUGAAUAAAGAGCUCCUGGUGAAGAAUCCAGACCCAGUCAAGCAGAUGGCCAUCAAGCAGUUGUUCUAUGUCCUAAGAAACUGGCUGGGACCGAAGCAGAAGAUCCAACGUGAACCAGUGAACCAGCCAUGGAAGCCUUCCAGGGAAGGAUGAAGAUGCAAAAGGGGCCCACACGCCCACCAACUUGAGAUAAGGAAAAUAUCUUUCCGAGGAAAAGCCUGACAACACAAGUGGGGAGCCUGACAAGACAAGUGGUUGACUUGACAGGUUCAUCGUUAUCCAAACAUGAAACACCGAAUGCCGGACUAGAACUUCCCGAACGUCCAAGCUAAUGAGCACUGCAUCCCGAAUGACAGCUUCCUGGAAUGCCCAAGAAAAAACCUGACAACACUUUUUUGAUGAUUUGACAUAUUCAUUGUUAUCCAAAAUCAGCUUUGCUUCCCGAACGCCGAACGGCAUAAGAAUAUGAGGCCUGCUAGGGGUACACACUUUUUGUACACAAAAAGUGUACACUCGUCUGUCUCCCACAGACAAAUUGUCUGUCGCGAGAUGAGUUGUCUGUCCCACAGACAACUCAUCUCGCGACAGACAAUUUGUCUGUGGGAGACAGACGAGUGUACACUUUUUGUGUACAAAAAGUGUGUACCCCAAUCUUUUUUCUAAGAAUAUUGAGAGGAGGUUGACCCCGGACGACAGAUCAGGCUCAAACACUACGGACUAACCCCAUCAGGAUUUGCAUGAACGGUGUCCUGGUAUGACCGAACAGACAUGAUGAACGGGGCCAAGUUAUGAUGACACCGAAAGGGAACAAUCUCGACAGCAGCACCUCCUGCUCAAGCAGUGUGGCUGCUCUGGCAUCACCAUAGCUUUGAGACCACAAGCAAGCAUCUGUCUGGGACCAUCUGAAGAUCCACAUCCCGGACAGGAAUUCCCGGCCAGUAGUCCAGUACAGUGGCGCAUGCCAGACGGACUCAAGCUGAUCUCAUGACCGACCCGUUCGAGCAACCACCCCCGAAUGGUAAACAGAUCCCGUUCGGGCAACCGCCGGUGACCGGUCAGUUUCCGUUCGGAUAGGGAGGAUAGAUCCCGUUCGGGCUAACCAACAAGGAUAACAGGGAGGAAGAGAGAAACGACCUGAGUUCCCAGCCUGACACAUUCCGCCGCCCAACUAAGCCGCCCCUCUGUGCCGUGCGGCACUUGCCGCUCAAGAUUCUGGAACACAGCCGCUCAGACUUCCCGUUCGGCACCAGGUUGAAUUUUGAUAAAUGGUAGUCUUAUGGCUGGGAUGAGGGAGCGGGUAAGGCUCCGAUCGAUGUACUCCAUAUUGUGCAAGUGGAAUUUGGGCACAAAUUGAAUGAAAUCCAAGUGAGGGGUUUUGACUUCCGGAAUUGAAUUCGGAAGCAGUGAUAUACCAAAGCAAAAUAAUAUGUCAACGGGAGAUGAAAUUAGAAGGAUGGGUUCCAGACGUUCCUUUAGAAGUCAAACUUAAAGUGAAAUUGGGCUGGAUCUUACUCAAAGAUUCAAAAUUCUCUCCGGGCCAAUAAAUUUGUCUGGCAGCUGAUACUCAGCCUUAUUCAGCUAAGUACCCGACCUCUCACUUGCUAGUUAAAUUUCAAAUCUAGUUGAUAAGGGCAUUUAUUAUCACCAUAUUUUAUUAAGGGUUAAAAUAUCCCGAAUAAAAUAAGGACCGAGUGAAGUCCCAAUGAUUAAGUACACUUCAUUUAAAAUUAAAUGAUUGAUUAUAGUGGGGGCUAUUGGCUUACCUCAAUCGGCCUUAAUUAGCAGGCGGAGCAUUUGUGGACCCGCUCGGCAAGGGCGGUUCACUCAUGGAAAUAUUAAUGGCUUGAUGAAGUAUUAUCACUAUUAAGUACACAUCGCCAUGAUUUGUUUAGUAGGGAUUAGAAUAUCCCGAGUUAAAUAUUAUCAAGGGAAGCUCUGAUGAUAGAUAUUCACCGUCAUUUUAAAAUAUUAAUGACAGGUGUUAGGGAUUAAAAUUCCCGAACAGAAUAGUACCGAACGGAGUUUUUAUUAAUAAAAUCACCAACAUUUUUAAAUGAUUGGUUUGACUGGGCGUGUCGGUCCAUCCCCGAUCGGCCCAAAUGAUAUUGACUGAACUGUCUUUGGAGGAUGUUAUCCCGGUGACACGUUUUUAAAAUUCGAAGCCACCCAUGGAUCUGUUCGGCAUUGGUCGGACAUCCAUGAAAAUAUUAAAUAAAAUGAUGUAGUAAUAUUACUAUUAGUUACACAUCGCCAUUAUUUGUUUAGUAGAGAUUAAAUUUCCUGAAUUGAAUAAUGACCGAGCGAGACUCCAGUGACAAGUCCAUUAUCAUUUAAAAUUAAAUGAUUUGGUUUAAUGGGCCGACCGGCCAACCCGCGAUCGGCUAAAUAUAGGCGAUCGGAGUGCCCCGAAUGGUAUUACUCCGACAACGCACCAAGUACUCAUGCAUGAGAGUAUUCAUUGGUUGAUUAAAUAGUAUUCUUACUAUUAAUUGCACACAUCAUUACUUAAUAGGGGUUAAAGUUCCCGAACAGAAUAAGAGCGAACGAAGUUUUGUUGAUAAAAUCACCAACAUUUUUUAAAUGAUUGGUUUGACUGGGCGUGUCGGUUCAAACUAGCUGACUGAACCGUCUCACAAGGGCGUAGCCCGGUGACAUGUUUAGGGACCAUUCAUGGCCCCGAUCGGCAUUAAAUGCCAGGUCGACAAUUGUACCCAGUACGGGGUGAAAUACGUACUUUAAUUAGCUGAAAGCUUUCCUGAGAACGCCCGGGAAACCACUAGGUGGUUCUGAGAGCGUAUGGGCAGUUCAAAAGAUAAAUCUAGGCCAAGGGUUAUUAUUACCACUUCGGCCGGUAGUCAUGAAGAAAAAAUAAAUAAAAGGAAAUAUUAUACAUGUGUAAUUGUAUAUGCUUGUAUAUAUUGUUCGGCCGUACGGCCGCAUUACCAUGCUUAUUGUGCAGUAAAAUUUGUUCGAUAUGCUCGAACGGGGAAUCAUGAAGCACAAAGAUAUCUAUGAUGCUCGGCAUGAAGCACAGAGACAUUCAUGACCGGCAGAAAAGAAUCACAUUCAUAGGCGUUCGGUCAGCCCGAACGGGGAAGUCAUGAAGCACAGAGAUGUUUAUGACGUUCAGCAUGAAGCGCAAAGACGUUCAUGAUUGGCAACAAAAAGAAGGAAUAUUUACAUUUAGAGCCGUUCGACCAGCUUGGACGGGGAGAUUGCGAAACGCAGAGAUAUUCGUGGCUCGAAAAAAAAAAAAAAGAAAAGAAAAAAAAAAGAAAAGAAAAAAAAAGAAGAGUGAGGUUACUAGUGUGUAGAAGGAAUCAUGGACGAUUGAGAAAAGAAGGGACUACAAAUGUAUAGAUGUCACCACACAUGAAGGGAAGUCCUAUGGACUGUACGAUACACGAGCUUUCAGAUUACGCUACCUGACUGGCAAUCCGGCCUCCGCCGUUUGGCACCUAGAGCAACAUUAUGGGCUGAGGGCGCCUGUAAGACCCUCAGAUUUAAAGAUCGGCCUCCCAGCGCCGACUUCCCUUUCACCACGACUGAUCUUCCUGGCUCGGCGUGAUGAUCAUUUGGAAGACCGGCCUCAUUUCUGCUCCUCACGGAUGAGGACCGUUGAUUAUUUGUUUCUGAUCGGCCCCCAGCGCCGACAUCAUUACAUGGCCACCGACCCUUUGGUACGGUGCCCUUAUCAUAUUUGAAGACCGGCCUUGUCCCCGCACUGCGCAGAUAAGGACCGUUGCUUGUUCCUUUCCGAUCAGCCCCCGGUGGCGACCUCAUUACAUGGCCACCGACCCUCUGGUACGGUGCCAUUAUCAUAUUUGAAGACCGGCCUCAUCCCCGCACUGCGCGGAUAAGGACCGCUGCUUGAUUUUCAGGAUUGGCUACAUUUUGGGGAUCGCUGCCGCAGUUGCUGCCGCAGUUGCUGCCGCUGUCCUUGAGCAGAGGGCGCUCGCAAGACCCUUGGAUUUAUUGAUGUUCCUCAUAUCAUGAUCAGCCCCACAGCACGACAUUAUUUGCUUAGGAGGCAUCUUCACAUUCCAUAAAGUCUCACCUCGAUCGAUAGAUACCACUUGUCUCGAUCCAUGGGGAGCCACCAUCUCAGCACAAAAAAAAAAAAAAAAAAAGAUGCAGGUUAACCAAGCCCGGACUCAGCUUGGGAGAUGGUGUAAAAGAUCUUGAGUAGGACGAACCGGGCGGCAUCCGAAGUCAUAGGGUGACCGAGCGGGGGAUCGAGACUCUGGUCUUAAAAUCUUGCCUUGGCCAUACAGCUCGCCCGAACCUUAUGGUGGUGGAACCCGAGCUGUAUCCUGGAGGCGAGUCUCCAUUUUGGCAGAGAAUAAAGGGGAGACCCGGAUUGGGAGCCUUAUUUUCAAUGGUCCAGGAUGGACAUCUCAACCUCAUGAUAUGGAUGACCCCGGACGGUAAAACCGACGGUAUGCAUCGGAAUUAUGGGCUUGGAAGAUGGCAGACACUACACAAAUUGUGAAACUGUCUUGCAGCAAGAGGUGAUUGCCUUGCGGAUAAGAAAGAACACGGAUGAUAACACGAACAAGUUACAUCAGCCUUGGGCCUACAAGGCAGCAAGAGGUGAUUGCCUUGCGGAUCAGGAAGAACACGGAUGAUAACACGAACAAGUUACAUCAGCCUUGGGCCUAUAAGGCAACAGGCAGCAAGAGGUGAUACCUUGCGGAUCAGGAAACUACGAACAAAUGGCGUAAAUAAGCCAAACAGCUUGCACCUUAACCCUGGUGCUGACUUGUAGCAGAAAUGACCUAUUAUCCAGAUGAUCUGACCGCUUCUGUAGCUCUACGAUCAGCCACCUCGGCACGACGUGAUCAUCGUUGUACAUCAGACCGUUCUAGUGGGACGAACGGUCGAAUGGAACUAUUGUUUGGAACGACCAGGGGAGAAUGACCCGUUCGGCGAAGGCGAGCGAACGGGGGAUAUAAUUGGCUGGGAGGUGAUGUGAAUUCAUGAUGGCCCGCAGUGGUCUCGAGUCAAGUCCAGGUCUGUCUGAGUCGAGUCAAGUCCAUGUCCGUCUGAGUCAAGUCCAGGUCUGUCUGAGUCGAGUCAAGUCCAUGUCCGUCUGAGUCAAGUCCAGGUCUGUCUGAGUCGAGUCAAGUCCAUGUCCGUCUUAGUCAAGUCCAGGUCUGUCUGAGUCGAGUCAAGUCCAUGUCUGUCCGAGUCAUGUUGGUCCAUCCUUAAUCUAGGAUGACGAUCGCUUAUUUUAUGCAGCACGUUCGGGCUCCACAGCACCGUCGUGCCUGGCUUUCUGGCGGGCUCGUCCAUCCUUGCUAUAGGAUGGCAACCGUCGCUCUUAUGCAGCACGUACGGGCUCCACAGCACCGUCGUGCCUGGCUUUCUGGCGGGCUCGUCCAUCCUUGCUAUAGGAUGGCAACCGUCGCUCUUAUACAGCACGUACGGGCUCCACAGCACCGUCGUGCCUGGCUUUCUGGCGGGCUCGUCCAUCCUUGCUAUAGGAUGGCAACCGUCGCUCUUAUGCAGCACGUACGGGCUCCACAGCACCGUCGUGCCUGGCUUUCUGGCGGGCUCGUCCAUCCUUGCUAUAGGAUGGCAACCGUCGCUCUUAUACAGCACGUACGGGCUCCACAGCACCGUCGUGCCUGGCUUUCUGGCGGGCUCGUCCAUCCUUGCUAUAGGAUGGCAACCGUCGCUCUUAUGCAGCACGUACGGGCUCCACAGCACCGUCGUGCAUGGUUUUCUGACGGGCUCGUCUAUCCUUGCUCUGGGAUGGCGAUCAUCGCUUUUAUGCAGCACGAACGGCUGGCUCUACAGCGCCGUCGUGCCUUCUUCUCGGUCAAGUCCACCCAUGCCAUUCAGGGUCGGGACUGCCGUAUUAUGCAGCACGAGUGGGUGGCUCUUCAGCACCGUCGUGCCUAGUGCGGAAUUGCACAUCCCUUAUACUUGCACUACAAGGCAAGUCAUACACUGAUUCAGUGAAGAUAGGGAAGGACGUGAACGAGAAUAUACUUUCUCGAGCAGAUUCACAGGCUCACUACUCAAGAAACUGGGGGACUUGUGUUGGGUAUAUUACCCCGGCCUACUACUGUUCAGAUGCCCAAGACACCACCCUGGUACGGGGCCCAUUUGGCGAGGCCCAUUUAGGCUUACCCGGCUUAUUUCGGCCAGUUGGACCGAAAGAAUAGAAGUUAGGCCCAUUUAAGGCCCAACCGGCCUUUCCGGCCCAGAAGAAGAGGGAACCCUCCCCCUUGGCUAUAAAUAGGAAGCUUGGCUUCCAAAUUAAAGAUCUGAUCUCUGCUUCUCUUCUCCCUCCCUGCUUAUUUCUUCAUCUUUAUAGCUGAGUUAUUCAAGCUUCAUUAAUGGAGUUAUACUGUUUUACUAUGUAAAUGAGUGAUGGGAGGAUAUUAAUGAGAAAGAGCGGGCUUGGACGUUAGCCUAAAAAGUCCCGUGGUUUUCUCCCUUUCCGGGUUUCCACGUAAAAAUAGCUAGUUUAUACAGUUUUAUAUAUUUAUUCACUUUUAUACCGUAUUAAUCGUCCUUAAUAUCCGAAGUUUAUGUUGGGCUUCCGGAUCUACGGGACAAAACCUCAACACACCCCAAGAAGAAGAGUGGUGAAGGGAAAUAUGGGAGUAGGAAUUCGAAGUAUUAAAUAUGCAUUAGUUCUAAUUAACUCCAAUUUAUUUAUGUGAACAUUAUUGUCAAUUCGGAUUAUUUUCAUGAACACUUUCAGUAGAGAUUAUUAUUUUAGAAUUCUUGAAAGUAUAAAUGAUUUCUAUUAAUUUCACCUAUUUUUUGGCAAAUCUUUAUGAUAUAAUUAUAAAUAAUUCUUAAAUUUUGGAAAUAUAAGUGAAUAUAUAUUAAAGGUUUGAUUUGUGAAAGCCUCUUAUUAUUAAUAUUUGAUAUUCUUAAAGGCCUCAUUAAGCGUCUCAAAGAUAAUAGCUAGCCAUCAAAGCUUAACUUACCUCUUCUCAAAUAACCGUUUGAUUGAUUCUGAAGCCCUUAGGGAUAGAGUCUCACCAUUUUUUCUUGGCUUAAAUACGUUUUUAGUCCCUGCAACUAUGACAUAAUUUGGUUUAAACCCCUGUAAAAUAUUUUUCUUGUUUUUCAUCCCUGCAAUAUACACUAUUUUGUUUUUAGUCCAUAUCUGAUUCUGAAACUACUCUACUUACAAAAAAGUUAUUGUCAGUUACAUAAAUCUACUAGGAAUAUUUAAAUUCUUCCUUUUAUAAUUUUUUUGAGGCUAAUAUGAGAGUUAAAACGGUGUAAAACUGAGUAUUCACAUUUUAAAAAUAUAUAUUAAAAACCUUCUAAAAAUUAAAUAAAGUACUUUUUUAAUAACAUGACAAAGAAUUAGAGGAGAUCUAUUAAUCGGGGUUAUUUUGAGGUCAAACGGAGAUUGUUAUCAUUAGUGAUGGACUAAAAAGAAAAUCAACCUAAAUUGCAGGGACGAAAAACAAAAAAUUAAUUUUGCAGAGAUGUAAAACAAAAUGUACUAUAUUUGCAAGGACUAAAAACAUAUUUAAAUCAAGCCCAAACACAUCAAAGGGCGUUUACCAUAUGAUCCAAAAACAUUAAUUAAGUCUUCUACCACUGAUGCAAUAACUUUCAGGGAUGUAGCGGCUGAGGGAAAAAACCUAAGCGCCAGCGGCGAUCUCGAGCUGCAGCCAAGGUUGGGUUUGAAUUGGCAAGCAUUGUGACUCGCGUGCGCAGGUCUUCUCCUUUGGUACUCCAUUAGUUGAUUUUCAUUUUUGUUUUUUUUUUUAUUUUCGGGCUGUGUCCCGAGCGUUUUGAGCCAACACCUGUGAACGAGAUAUGGUUUAUGUUCUGCUUUGGAUUGAUGGUUGGGGUGCUUCUCCGACGUCGAGUUGGUAGUGGUUCGUAGUUUUGUAGUCUUUGUGUUGCUGUUUCUGUGUGCGUCGCUUUGGUUGGAGUAGUUCUAUUUUUGGUUGUAUUCACGUUUUGUCAAUAUGAAGAUGAUUACCAAGAAUUAUAGUAUGAUAUCCAUUGUUGAGGAAGAUAACAUGGGUUUGGUGCUAGCAACAAGUCCAAAAAGAAGUGAUGAUGUGGCAGUUGAGGGAGCCCCAUGUUCAACUGUGGCCAGAGUGGUUUCGGACAAACUCAUUCGGGCUGUUUCGUUCUGUCAAACAAUAACUAUGGUUUGGCGGCCAGUUCAGGGAGUUUCAAUUGAUGAGAUCGGGGAUUCCAAAUUCUUUUUGCAGUUUUACCAUGAAGGAGAUCUUAGCAGAGUCAUUGAUGAAGGGUCUUGGUCCUUUGAACAAAACUUAGUUGUGGUCAGGAGUGUGGAGCGUACUGGCAGACCCCUUAAAGUUUCAGUGGGCCAUGCUGAUUUAUGGGUUCAGGUGUACAACCUACCGAUGGGAAGCAUGACGGAAAGGGAAACUCGAGGGAUAACCAAUAGUAUUGGAUCGUUUGUUGAUAUGUUCGUAUUACAACACGCAUUUGAUGCAUGUUGGGAUCGGCUUUUGAUGGUUUUUCUAGCUUUUAGGUGUCAUAAAUCUCAAUAUUAGCUCAAGUUAUGUUUACCGGGCAUUGGUUCGAGUUUUGUGUUGUUUGGAAUCAAAAUCGGGAGAUUAGAGUCUGACACUGGCACUUGAAAAGAAAUCGGGAUGAGUCAAGAUGAACUCUAGAGAGAUUUGAGAGCUUUGGAGGUCAUUGGGAGGUUCACGAUAUAGAUUUGAUGAUAAAUGAGCUCUAGGAUUGACUACGGGAUCAAAAGAAGAUGAAUAGAGCUUGAAAACGGCGUUCAUGAUAACCUUCUGUCAAUCAUUCAAGCAUAUCUUUUUGUAGAAACAUCCAAUGUACACGAUUUAAGUUUCAUAUUCAAGCUAACGUCAAGGGAUACAAAUCAUAUGAAUAUAGUAUUGCGAGAAUGUGAGAGGAGCAAGGUGAAAACAGACAAGAAAGUCAGAUAACUGUUGUUGAGAUUUCAGGAUGCGACCUUCCACCAUUUUAUUCAUAUCUUCUAUUUGGAAGACUCAAAUCAAGUUUUGUAAGUUUUGAUGGAUAGAUGACUUCAUUAUCUACAACUCUCAUGAAGGAAGAAUUGUCAAAUUCGGAAGGGAAGGAGGGCACGCCGUGUGCCCGAAGGCAGGCACGUCGUGCGUGCCUAGAAGAUGACCCGGCGAAGAAAAGAGCCAGGCACGGUCAUGCCUGACCAAUAGGCACGCCGUGCCUGAAGAAGAACGGAGCACCCAGCCCCUGGAGGCCACGCACGGUCGUGCCUACCAGGGAGGCACGCCAUGCCUGCCUUCGGAAAUCCUAAUUUGAUGCGAAUUUCUCCCGUUUUCUUUAAAUAAGGCCUCCAUACCUCUAUUUUGAGGUGACGGAGCUUAGAGAGAGUGCCUAGCACAAAAUUUAGAGAGCUUUUCAGAUUUGUUCAUAAUAUUUUGGGAUUCUUUGUAAGUUCCCUCUUUUUAAUUAGUGACAAUUAAUUCUUUUUUUCAAAUCUAUUGAUAUUUCAAUUAUGAAUUGUGAGUAGUUUUAAUUAGGGAUUUGAGAUUGAUGAAGGGAUUAUUCAUUAUGUAUGGCUAGUUUCUUGAUGGUAUAACUUGCAUGAAUUUUUAUUUAAUUUGUGUAUGCAUGAUUUAAUUGAUAUCUCUUGUAACCUAGAAUGACCACUGGAAUUACAAUUGCAUGUAGAAUAAAUUAAGAGAGAUCUAGUUUAUUCUAAGACACCUUCACACACACUUAAUCGUUCGCUAAGAUAUUAGUAGCGAUUAAGGAGACAUGAGCUCACUUGUCUUGGCAAUAAUUUAGGAUCCUGUCGCAUGAGAGAUCAGCUUAGUCCUCUAAAUUAUUGUACUCUACGCCGCGAGAGUGGUAAGAACUUAGUAAUGAUUAGAGUGAACUCCCUAAAUAGGACUAAAAAGUGGCAAAAUUGCACAAAUAGGACUACAUUUUUUAAAUUCCCUUAAUAGGACUAUUUAUGGGUGUUUGGACAAAUAUACCCUUGUAACUUGUGAAAUGUUUUAAUUAAUAAUAAAAUCAUACAAAAAUAAUAAAAAUCGAAAAAAUACUAAAAAUCGUUAAAAGAUAAUAGAAAAUUAAUAAAAAUAUUUUUUAAAAAAAUCAAAAAAAAUAUUUUUUUUUAAAAAAAUAAAAAAAAUAAGAAAAACGUAAAAUUAAAAAAAAAAACAUUACCACCCCCUGCCACCCCCAGCAGCACCAGCUCCCAUCACUGGAGAAAAAUAUGCCAACAUUUUAAAUAAUGCCAUAAUGAUGGCAUAUUCAAUGAAAAUGUUGGCAUAUUGAAGAGUAAUUAUGCCAUUUUUUGGCAUUUUCAAAAAGAGAUGACAUUUUUUACCAAAAGUGGAAGAUAUUUCACCAAUCGGAGGUGGUGGUGCUGGGAGGCGGUGGGAAAGGUAUCCAUAAUUUUUUUCCUUUUUUAUGGGUUUUUACUAUUUUUUAUUAUUUUUUAAAAAAAAUUAAAAAAUUUAAAAAUUAAUUUUUUUAUUUUAUAAAUUUUUUAUAAAUUUUUUAUAAUUUUUUUU